AUGUCACUUUAUUACAUUUUCACGCAUUCUUUUAAUUUACCCGAAGAAUACGAAUGUUCGGAAAAAUUUUCAUUUUCCAAUGUGAGACACCCUUUUCUGGCAGCUUAUUACCUUGCAAGUGGCGUAAUUUUUCUUAUUACAUAUUUUCUAUGUUUUCUCGCACUUUUGAAACUCAACCUCAAAGUUCCUGUCAACCAACUUAUGCUGAUGCUUUCUAUUUUUGAUAUCCUUGCAGUAAGCAUGAACUCAGUGGCAGCUGGCAUAUUCGGUAUACUUGGAAUAUCGUUUUGUCACUAUCCCCUCCCAAUAUUUGCCUAUGGAGCUAUUGGUGAAGCUUCGUGGUUAGGUGGAAGCGUUUGCUCAAUCCUGCUAGCAAUCGAAAGAUGUGUAGAAAUAAAUCCACACUUUCCGUUAGAAAUGUUAUUCCGCAAGUGGAUUGCUAAAUUUCCAGCCAGAGCUCUACGAAUGCCAGCCAGAUACAAUAAAUAACAUAGUACUUGUUUUGUGUACGUCUACAUUAUAUUGUUAUAUAUCUUACCACUUAUUAUUCAAUUUCGGGUAUUCUACUUCAUCAUGGCUAUAUAAAUCCAAACGACAGGUUUUUCUAAUUGUCGAAAAUAUUUUUAAAUCCAAAAAAAAACUUCAAAAGAUCAUCUUCCAAGCGGCUAUGCUUUGUAUUUUCCACGCGAUUGUCGCCGGGUUCUACGAUUUUAUGAGCUUCUUCUACGUCUCUCCCGCGCUAAUAAUUAUUAGUCAAAUUCUGUGGGGAUGGAGCAGUGACAGCAUGUGCAUUAUCUACCUGUUAUUCAAUAGAACAAUUCGGAAUUCUGUUAUAAAAAUUAUUAUUCCAAAGACCAUUCGAAUACGGUACAGGUUGCAUGUUGGAUUUGAAGAAACUAAAGAUCAUCUUCCAAGCGGCUAUGUUUUGUAUGUUGGAUUUGAAGAGAACCUUGCACAAACUGAGGCAGCGAAAAAUUGUGGAUCAGGAUUGGUGAAUGCCGUUGGUUCGAGGGUUAAACUUAACAAUUUUGUUACUUUAGAUAAUUGA
Molecule: messenger RNA, 1048 nt
Organism: Caenorhabditis elegans
Lineage: Eukaryota; Metazoa; Nematoda; Chromadorea; Rhabditida; Rhabditidae
Source: the annotation of a RefSeq genome assembly